Molecule: messenger RNA, 1526 nt
Organism: Chara braunii
Lineage: Eukaryota; Viridiplantae; Streptophyta; Charophyceae; Charales; Characeae
Source: the annotation of a GenBank genome assembly
AUAUGGGCAUUUCGAAUGGCUGGUUAUGCCAUUUGGCCUUACGAAUGCCCCGACCACUUUCCAAGCGGCUAUGACAACGGAGUUCCGACACAUGCUGGAUCGAUACGUACUUAUCUACCUCGACGACAUCCUGGUGUACAGCCGGAGUUUGGAGGAGCAUGUGGAACACCUGUGCACCGUUUUGGAGCGGCUACUACAAGCCAAGUACAAAGCCAACCGCGACAAGUGCGAAUUCGCGCGGCAGGAGCUGGAGUACUUGGGACACUAUGUGACGUCGAAAGACAUCCGUCCACUUGCGGACAAGAUCGAGGCCCUACGAGUAUGGCCCGAGCCCACCAACACCACGGACGUUCGUUCAUUCAUGGGAUUGGCGGGCUACUAUCAGCGAUUUAUCACCGAAUACUCCAGGAUUGCUGCACCUAUGACGAGGUUACAUUCGCCAAAGGUGCCAUUCGUAUUCGAUGACGACGCACGCCGGUCAUUCCAAGCACUUAAGACGGCUAUGCUCAUGGCACCCGUCCUUAGCAUCUAUGACCCCACCUUGCCGACGAGAGUGACUACGGACGCUUCCGGCUAUGGCAUUGGGGCAGUCUUGGAACAACACGACGACGACGACUGGCACCUUGUGGAGUAUUUCAGCCACAAAGUGCCUCCCAUCAACUCGCUUGAUGAUGCAAGGAAGAAGGAGCUACUCGCGUUCGCCGUAUCUUCGCCGACCUUCUCCUCCCACGACCAGCCGACAUUGACACCGCUUGCUCUCCCGCUUCCGUCCGGAAAUGGAUCAAGGGGCACCCCAAAGAGUGACGACAACGAACGAGUGGAAGCUGAUGACAUCAACAGUAAUGUGAACAAUGUAUAUGACCGGGAUCCGGACCGAGAGCCUCACCUCACGUCUGCCGCCUCUGUCAAAAGUGAUGAUGCGGAAGCCUCACAGCGGCCUGCACGCCAGGGUGGUCAUGGCCAAACAGAUGCUGAUAGUGUGCGGCCCAUAACUCCCAGCGAGGAGAUUGCCGCCCCAGCACAACACGAGGAGACGACAACAGCGCCAACGGCAAACAACAAUUCGGCCGCACCUAUCGCGCCUGCUCAGAAAUGGAACCCUGAUCCUAAAGAGAGGCUCCUUAGUGGCUUUUUUGCGGCGAAGAGUUCAGGACAACCCAUGCCGGAGAUCUCGACCAUCCGGCGGCAUGUCAGCUCGCACUGGGGUAACCAGGGUUCGCCCAACAAACACCCCUCUCCCAACAACAUGUCUCCAUCCUCUUCGUCUGCUGAAUCGACUCCCCCAGGGCUGACGUCUGAUCCUGAGCUUCCAUACGCACAAAAUACACAAGGUGUCCCGAGGAACCCUGAGGAUCGAGUAAGGACAUUUAAGAAAAGUUCUGAAAAAAGUGGAGGCGCAAAAUCAGUCGAAAGCCGGGAGAUGGAUGCAUCACGCUUGGAAAUGGAAAUUGAGGAUUUGGAAAUGUAAGAACAACGCAUAGGAAAAGUGCCCCCUGCUCCAUGGACGGGAACGAAGAAUCUGUGCU